CGAACAUCUGAAUGGGUGUUUCUCCAGACCUAGACCACACCAACAUGUGGAGGAAGUGGCGAGGAUCCCUCUUUCUGCUGACAUGGAUUACGCUUCAAGUUCUAUGUCCAGCUGUCUCUGGCCUGAGACACAAGACUGCCUGUUACAACUUCACGCUGAUAGUGGAUCCUCCGUGUCCCACUACAGAGAUGCUUCUUCCUACCAUGUUUACACUCGGGGUGUCCUCUGAUGUCACAUGUCACAGUGAAAUAAGUGGAACAAGCUUAAGACAGAAGGUAGUAGAGGAAAUCAGACGUUGCUGUCAACAGAGUGAGAAUGAUGCAGUUACAGAUUACUGCUUUCCUGCUAUGAAGCACCAACUCAAGGAUCACUACUACCUGGACUUUGUGAACACGUGCACGGCCGCCACAAAAUGUAUGCUGUCUACACCUCUUGGUAAAGUGCAGCACACUGAUGGUAAAGACUAUGUAACAUUUACGUUUGAAUGUGUGCACAAGGACACGGUGCUGCACAUCCAACGUGACUCUACACUCACAGGACAGGAGGUGUACCUGUACAACGACCAACAUGACGGGAUGGCCCAUGCUAACUGUCUAGCAUACUCUCAUGAGUGUGACUCCCAUGUCAUAAUACAACUUGCUGCAGCCCGAGUUGUGUCUGCCGCCUGCAGUGUGAACUUCACUGAUGGGGAUGUGUCAACCAUGGUGGACUGUAAGAACCCACCUGCAUCAAGAAACUGUUCCAGCGCAAUGUUUGAGAGCAAGUCCAACUAUGUUAACAUGUCAAUAUUCAUGACAGUCGAUCCUGGACGUCAAGAAAAAGAGUAA
Molecule: messenger RNA, 827 nt
Organism: Haliotis rufescens (red abalone)
Lineage: Eukaryota; Metazoa; Mollusca; Gastropoda; Lepetellida; Haliotidae
Exons: 3
Coding region: 12-827 (271 amino acids)
Source: RefSeq, a predicted model, not a curated record